Messenger RNA from Dioszegia hungarica, 2442 nucleotides. RefSeq names its product major facilitator superfamily domain-containing protein. The record is from RefSeq and is a predicted model, not a curated record. Bases 1 to 2442 code for a protein of 813 amino acids. Gene Ontology annotation, cellular component: membrane. Gene Ontology annotation, biological process: transmembrane transport. Gene Ontology annotation, molecular function: transmembrane transporter activity. NCBI's taxonomy places the organism in Eukaryota, Fungi, Basidiomycota, Tremellomycetes, Tremellales, Bulleribasidiaceae. The transcript has 7 exons.
AUGUCCCACAAACGCGGAUCCGCUUCGGGUCCCUCCCCCUCCCCUAUUCCCCCUCACAUCCGUCCUCCUGUAUCCCGCCAUCACUCCUCCUCUUCUACCGGCUCUUCGCGUCACCCUCAUCCCCAACAACGGGAGUACGUCCCCUCAACCCUCGAAGGCGGAUUCUCAGCCGAGCCGGGAACAUCCGGGCUAGGGGAGCGAUGGGCGUUCGAGCACGCAGAGCACCCUGGGCAUGCGCCGCAUGCGCAUCGUCAUGUCGAGGGGCAGGGCCAAGGCGAAGACGACUUGGACGAGGAGGAAGAGGAUACCGGGUCCGAGGCGGAUUGGAAUGCCGCCAAGGAGCAGGCGGACGCCCGGCGGCCGAAAUGGCGCAGAGCGAGCCCGAGGUGGCUGUACCCUUUCGUCUCGGGUGCGACGCUCGCCUUGGGCAUGGGCAUGGCGCCGAGGAGCGAGCUAUAUGUCAAUCUGGCAUGUCUGGCCCAUCCGCCUCAAAUGCCCAGCACGCUCACGGCGGAGGCGGUAGCGGAGCCCCCGGUGGCAAGAGGGUUUGGGAUGUACUCGUUCCAUUCGCUCUAUAUGGACUCGCUCUUCAGGGCGACAACGGAGAUCGGGAUCGGGGAGGGGAACCUCACUGAUACAAUCGGCAUACCUUCCGUUCCGGAGGACGUCUCGCCCGCGGACCGGUGGUUCUACAAGCUUCAGAGGGAUAUCUACGAGUACGAGGCGAAGCACCAGCAUCGUGACAAACAGCCGGCCUGGAGCACGUCCGUCGUCUCUACUCCGACGGAUCACUCGUCUCGGGUGCCGAAACCAACGGAGACUGUUCCUGCUAGGGAGCAGCCGAGUACGCCCUCCGGCGGAAGGGAAGCAGGAGAGCCAGGCACGGCCGGACCGCCGUACAGGCAGAUCGACCCCAAGAUCUGCAAGCGGGAUCCGAAAGUGCAAGCGGCAGCAGCGAGACUGGUGAUGAUGAUGACCCUCACCAUGGGCAUCUUGGCCGCCUUGACUACUGGCUACUGGGGACAGAUGUCAGACAGGAUCGGCCGGACCAAGAUUAUGGCCAUCAUGGAGACUGGGCUGCUACUCAACGAGGCCUGCUUUAUCAUUGUCGCUACCUUCCCGUACCGCGUCCCUGGCGGAUAUCGGGCACUGCUCGUUGGGCCCAUUCUCGAAGGCUGCCUCGGCGGAAUCUCGACUCUCACUGCGACGGUCAACGCGUAUGUCUCUGAUACGACGCCCGAUGGAUCCCGGGCGUCCAUCUUUGCCAGGCUAGGCGGGAUCUUCAUGGUCGGCUUUGCAUGUGGGCCGGUCUUAGGAAGUGCGGUCAUCAAGGCGACUGGCAACAUCAUGACACCGUUCUACCUAAACAUCUGCGUCCAUCUCUUCUACAUCACGAUGAUCAUCCUCGUCCUUCCCGAAUCGCUCUCGAAAGAAGCGCGGACCAUCCUCAAAAAGACCGCCAAGAUCGCCUCGGACGCGCAGAAGCGACAAGACACCCUCGCUCGCGAAUGGGAGAACGAGACGCCCGCGGCUGGUCCCGAGAUCGCAGACCCGUUCUUGACCGCUACGCCUGGCUCGACUAGCGGCGUAUCCGAGUCAGAGAGGCCCGGCUGGUCCAGGCGGUUCUCGAUGUCUGCGCCGAAUGCGCAGAGCUCGAAGCGACACAAGAAGUUUGCGGGGCUGCUGAGGCGGACAUUCAGAACGGCGACCGCUUUCUUGCAGCCGCUGGCGGUGUUUUUGCCUACGGAGAAGGAGGAUGGAGGGAAGGAUUGGAAUAUGACGGUCACGGGGGCUGCGCUGUUUGCCAUGUCGUUCAUGAUGGGUGUGUAUCAGAUCAAGGCGUCGUAUACCAUUUAUACUUUCGGAUGGACAUCGGCGCAGCUAGGCCCAUUUAUGUCGCUCCUUGGCUUCUCGAGAGGAUUUGUCAUGCUUGUAUUGCUACCUCGUGACUCCCCUCUUCUCGCAUCUCCACCGGUCAAGCCGCGCCGCCCGGCGACCCUCGACCUCUGGACCGCCCGUAUCUCUCUCGCAUGGGAAGCGAUCCUGUACCUCAUUCUCGCUCUAAACCUGCCCGAGAUCCCCUUCAUCAUCGUUUCGACGCUCAUCACCCUCUCAUCCGGAUCCAAUCCCGCUGCCAACUCCCUUGCCCUCUCUUUCAUCCCAAACAGCCGAGAAGUCGGCAAGCUCUUUGGCGGUGUAGCCGUUCUGCACGCGCUCGGAUCGACACUGCUCGGCCCGCUGGCUUUCGGGACGUUGUUCUCCGUGACAGUUGGGAACUUUACACCGGCUGUAUGGGCCCUCGGAGGCGUUGUGCAGCUUGUGAGCUUGGGAUUCAUGUGCUUUGUGAGGAUACCGGUGGAUCGGGGGCCAGAGGGUGGGGCGGAACGGGGGAGGAGUAAGCGGGUCAAGACGGUGAGGAGUAGCUCGGGGUUGAGAAAGUGA